Messenger RNA from Toxorhynchites rutilus septentrionalis, 2881 nucleotides. RefSeq names its product vacuolar protein sorting-associated protein 41 homolog (gene lt). Bases 121 to 2631 code for a protein of 836 amino acids. The record is from RefSeq and is a predicted model, not a curated record. Gene Ontology annotation, cellular component: late endosome; HOPS complex. Gene Ontology annotation, molecular function: protein binding. The transcript has 10 exons. NCBI's taxonomy places the organism in Eukaryota, Metazoa, Arthropoda, Insecta, Diptera, Culicidae. Gene Ontology annotation, biological process: macroautophagy; protein targeting to vacuole; vesicle-mediated transport.
UGUCAAAUGUUCUUUGUUUUGAUACAAUUCGUAUCGGAAUUAUUACGGAACUUUGCCUAAAUCUGUUAUUAUUGUGAGGCUUUUGCGUAAAUAAUACAAUAAUUUUGUUAUUUGUGAACAAUGACAGAAACGAAUGAUCCGGAAUCUGCAGACUCUUGCAGUCUUACCGAGGAAGAAGUUGAACCAAAGCUCAAAUAUAUUCGAUUAUCCAAUGAUUUGAAGAAUAUUUUGAGUGAGGAAGCUGUCAGCUGUAUAGCGGUGCAUUCGAAGUUCCUCUGUUUGGGAACACAUUGGGGACGAAUCCAUAUGCUGGACCAUCAGGGCAACCGAGUAGAGACGCCUAUUAAUCUGAAACAGGACCCACAUAUUCUUUCAGUCAACAAAAUUUCUGUUGAUAGUAAAGGUGAACAUAUUGCUACAUGCUCUGACGAUGGAACGAUCAUUAUCAGCGGACUGUACACCGAUGAGAACAACCAGAAAUUUAACACCGGAAAGGUCAUACAAGCCAUUGAGCUUGAUCCGAUGCACCAUAAAUCCGGCUCAGGACGAAGAUUUAUCAUAGGUGACAAUAAACUUGUGCUGUACGAAAGAACAUUUCUGAAAGGUCUCAAAUCGACUGUGCUGAGCGAAUCCGAAGGUCCAGUUAGCGCAAUUAAAUGGAACGGUCAGUUCAUUGCGUGGGCAAGUUCGCUUGGAGUUCACGUAUACGAUUUGAACGAGCGUUGUUCGCUAGGCUUAAUAAAAUGGGAGGAUCCGAAGGAAGGAAAACUCACCGACUUCCGUUGUAAUCUCAAUUGGUCCAAUUCGACUGCUUUGCUAAUCGGUUGGGUAGAUACAAUAAGAAUCUGCGUUAUUAGGAAACGUAAUCCUAUUGAGGUUUCGACUAGAAACCUUCCUACCUACAUUGUUGAUCCAAUGUCUACAUUCCAAACCGACUUUUACGUGAGCGGCAUCGCUCCACUGGAAAGUCAUCAACUGGUCGUGCUCGGAUACCCGAAAGAGCGCGACUCGGAAACAAAUAAGGCAUUGCGGCCUAUUUUGUGUGUGCUGCAAUAUAAAGCUAGUGAUUAUAUCGAAAUCUGUACCGACAGUCUUACGAUGAGAGGCUAUCAAGAAUACAAGUGCGAUGAUUAUCAUUUAGAUUGCCUUAUUGAGGAGAAUCAAUAUUUCAUAGUUUCGCCCAAAGACGUUGUGGUGGCCACUCUCUACGAAACCGACGAUCGGGUGCAGUGGUUGAUCGAGCACGGGAAAUUCGAACAAGCAAUGGAAGUGAUAUCAAAACAUGGGGGCAAAUUUUCGCUGAUAACGGUGGCCCGACUCUACCUGGACCACUUGCUCUCUUUGCAACAGUACGAUGAGGCAGCUAGGUUGUGCCUACAUGCUUUCAAAAAUGACAAACAGCUAUGGGAGGAGGAAGUUUACAAAUUUGUGAAGGUGAAGCAGCUUCGCUCGAUCAGUAAUUACAUUCCACGAUUCGCCGAGUGCAAGCUCAAUCCGCACGUGUACGAAAUGGUUCUCUACGAGUACCUCCAGCUUGAUCCCGGCGGGUUCCUUCGGCUCAUCAAAGAGUGGCAACCUGAGCUGUAUAAUACCAAAGCGGUGAUCAAUGCUAUCAAUGAUCAUUUCAACAAAAAGGAUGCCAACAUUUUGUUGGAGGCGUUAGCAAUUUUGUACACACACAAUAUGGAAUACGGCAAGGCGCUGACAAUGUAUCUAAAAUUACAGCACGAAGAUAUUUUCGAACUAGUUAAGAAAUACGAUCUUUACUCGGUCAUGAAAGACAAGAUUGUGCAACUGAUAGACAUAGAUAGCGAGAAAGCAAUUGCUAUGCUGCUGGAAAAAGGUAAAAUUCCAGCAGAUGAUGUUGUGAAAGAACUCGAGAAUCGGGAAGAUUAUCUAUACCGGUAUCUGGUGGCGUACGAUAAAACAGACAACUCGGGAAAAUUUCAUUGGAAGCUGGUAGGACUAUACGCAAAGUAUGAGCCAAGUACGCUGCUAUCGUUUCUGAAACGAUCGAACAACUAUCCCAUUCAAGAGGCAUUCGAUAUCUGCAAGAAACAGUUGUUCUAUCCAGAAAUGGUCUAUUUGCUCGGUCGGAUGGGCAAUACCAGAGAGGCGCUGUCGAUAAUCAUCCACAAAUUGGAGAAUAUCCAGAUGGCAAUCGAUUUUUGCAAGGAACACGAUGACAUGGAUCUGUGGAACGACUUGAUCAACGAGUCAGUCGAAAAACCCUACAUUAUGACUAAGCUGUUGGAUGGCAUCGCUGGGUUCAUAAAUCCAGAGCUAUUAGUUAAUAAAAUAAAAAAGGGACAGGACAUUCCAGGAUUGAAGGACUCCAUUAUCAAAAUGUUGUGUGGUUUCAGCUUGCAGGUUGCGAUACAGGAUGGAUGCAAUCAAAUUUUGGUUUCCGAUUACUUCAAUUUGCACGAUAGGCUAUCCAAAGUGCAACAGAGAGCACUUGCAGUUACAGGGGAAAACACCUGCGGACUAUGUAGAAGAGAUAUUAUUGUCAAAGAUCAUCAAAGGACCGAAAUAGUGGUUUUCAACUGCCGGCAUUUCUUCCAUGAGAAUUGUUUGCCAGACAAGUAUAAUGUGGAAUUUUGUACAGUGUGUAAGUCGCGAAAACCGUGAUGAAGUAUGUGCUUGAAUAUGUUUGUAAAAAGUGAUACGUAAAUUAUGGAUAAGAAAACCAAAUUAGUCAACGUAUUUUAGCUUUUUGCUGUCUUAUUGUUUCAAUGUAUGCUUAUUUAUUUUUGUAUACAUAAUAACUGAUGUUCAAUCGUUCAAGUGAUUAUAAUAGUUUCAAACGGUUUAUCUUGGAAGUGCUUUCACUGCAACGAAGGAUUUAAUACAACUUUUGAAUAAAACACGAGAUCCAGAA